This is a messenger RNA of Aspergillus puulaauensis, 1902 nucleotides long. RefSeq names its product guanine nucleotide exchange factor MON1 (gene MON1). The record is from RefSeq and is a predicted model, not a curated record. Gene Ontology annotation, biological process: vesicle-mediated transport; protein targeting to vacuole. Bases 1 to 1902 code for a protein of 633 amino acids. The transcript is spliced from 5 exons. Lineage: Eukaryota; Fungi; Ascomycota; Eurotiomycetes; Eurotiales; Aspergillaceae. Gene Ontology annotation, cellular component: fungal-type vacuole membrane; Mon1-Ccz1 complex.
AUGGAGUCGAGAGAGAAUGAUCCCUCGCAAGCCUCAUACAGUGAUGGCGAUGCACAGCCUAACCUGACAAAUACCUCUGACGCUUUGUCGAAACAAUCUACCGAAGAGCACAGCUCCGACCGCAGCUCAAGCUCCGAGGGUCGUCCACCAUUACCCCCACGUCCAGAUACACUGAGCUUGUUAGACGAUGGAGGAGCAGCUCCCGGGACACCACGGCUUAAUACACCAAUACCGCAUUCCAGCUUGCAAUCUAGGGCUACUACAGCAGUAUCUUUGGCUGAAAUUGCUCCCCACGAGAACAGCAAGGAGACAUCGGCUGUUCGCUCCUUUCCUGGUACCGUCCACGCAAAGACCAGCUUGAGUCAUCUCGCAACUCCGAGGGCUGGGAGCGACACUGCCGACAGCGCAAGUAUCGGGAGCCAUGCGCCGUACUCUGAGGCCGGGGAUGUGGAGAAUAUCUUUGGUGAUCUCGCUUCCUCGGAGCUAGGAAUGGUUCAACAGGACAGUACUGGCUUGAUGCAAUUUCCGGAGUUCCAAGCCGACGACGUAGAAGAUGACUUUACAAGUGAAUUUGAGCCGGUCGGGGACAUCAGCGAAGGGGGGGAGAUUGAAGAUCGGGUUCUCGAGAGAUGGAAGGCGAAGCGGAAGCACUACAUCAUUCUCUCAGCCGCUGGUAAACCGAUUUGGACGAGACAUGGGGAUGGUGGGCUCAUUUCCACAUAUGUUGGCGUCAUUCAGACAAUAAUUUCAUCCUACGAAGACUCCAACGAUCGCCUAAAUGGCUUUACUGCUGGCGACACGAAGUUCACAGUGGUUGCCAGAGGUUCCCUAUACUUAGUUGCCAUUAGUCGAAUCCUUGAAAGUGAUACCCAGCUCAAGCUUCAGCUCGAAGCGUUGUAUAUGCAGAUCCUAUCCACGUUGACGCUCCCAGCUCUGAACCAUCUUUUCUCCGUACGGCCAUCAACAGAUUUGAAGCGUCCGUUACAGGGCUCCGAGACCCUCCUCUCCACAUUAGCCGACAGCUUCACAAGAGGGUCGCCAUCUACUUUACUUUCGGCUCUGGAAUGUCUGAAGAUCCGCAAAUCCCAUCGUCAGACCAUCAACAACACUUUGUUAAAAGCGAAGGUCAACAACCUUCUUUACGGUCUAGUUGUUGCUGGUGGCCGGCUUGUUAGUGUUAUCAGGCCGAAGAAACACUCCCUACACCCGGGCGACCUUCAGCUUUUGUUCAACAUGAUUUUUGAGGCGGAAGCCGUUAAGGCUGGCGGCGGCGAAAGCUGGAUUCCGGUGUGUCUUCCUGGAUUCAAUAGCAAUGGAUAUCUAUACAUGUACGUCAGUUUCCUUGAUCUCAGGGAGGAUGCCGAUACUGCGGCCGAAAAUACGGCGAGCGCAGAGGAGUCAGUUGCAAUUAUCUUGAUAAGCACGGAUAAAGAAAGCUUUUUCGAGCUACAAAACAUGAAGAAUACCUUCGUGGAGCAAAUGGAGAAGAAUGGGAGCAUCAAAAUCAUCAAAGAAGCCAUCGACAAAGGCAGACCGAACACAACCGACAUUGUCCCAGGGACUGUCCUACAUCAUUUUGUAUAUAAGUCGCGCGCGAAUGUACAAUUUACCAUGUCCUCAUAUGAACCCGAGUUCUUAUUAACCUCCCGCCGUCGAAGACUCGUAUCGACAUACAACAAUCUCCAUGCCAGCGUUCAUGCUAAACAUACACAUGUCAAGGUACACCACUGCGUCACUCAGUCAUCAAGCUCCUUUGCAUGGGUAACGCCUGUUUUCGAGCUCUACUGCGUUGCCGGACCGAAUGCAAACCGGAACGCGCUAGCUCAGAGCGCUAGUAAGGUCGUGCAGUGGGUGCAGAAGGAAGAAGAGAGGUUGUUUAUAAUCGGUGGAGCAGUUUUCUAA